Ananas comosus (pineapple) is the source of this 1260-nucleotide messenger RNA. Its product is annotated as psbP domain-containing protein 4, chloroplastic. The transcript is spliced from 5 exons. Bases 174 to 1049 code for a protein of 291 amino acids. Gene Ontology annotation, molecular function: calcium ion binding. Lineage: Eukaryota; Viridiplantae; Streptophyta; Magnoliopsida; Poales; Bromeliaceae. Gene Ontology annotation, biological process: photosynthesis. The record is from RefSeq and is a predicted model, not a curated record. Gene Ontology annotation, cellular component: photosystem II oxygen evolving complex; extrinsic component of membrane; photosystem II.
ACAACAUAUAAACUAAUGAAAAAGCAAACUAAACCUUCAGGUAAAGAGAGAGAGAGAGAGAGAAAGAGAUCUAGAGAGUUGUUUAUGAUCAGCCUCAGCAACCAAAAGAAGCUAUAAUUCUGUCUAGCUCCAUUUCAUCUCCUGCAGUGAUUAGAGGAGAAGAGGUUAAUUAAAUGGGGAGCACCCUCUUCACCAGCUCCUGCUUCUUCUCCCUGAGAGGAGGAUCAGACCCACACCAUCUUCAUCUUCUGAGGGCUUCUGGGAAGAGCUACUUCUGCAGAGCAGCAGCAGCAGCAGCAGCUCAGAAGGGUACUGAAUGUUCCACACAAGAAGCAGCAGUGGAAGAAGGUGGUGGUGGUGGGGAAGGAAGCACAACAAGCACUGGGGUGGUUUCAUUUUCUGGGAGGAGGAGGGAGGCUUUGGCUGCUGGGCUUUUCUUAGCUUCUGGGCUGGUUCUGGGGGUUGUUCCUGGAACUGGGCUUGCUGUCAAGCAAGGGCUCUUGGCUGGGAGGAUCCCUGGCUUAUCUGAGCCUGAUGAAAAAGGUUGGAGGACAUACCGUAGACCGGACGACAAAUCCGGCGGGCACGGAGUCGGGUGGAGUCCGAUAAUCCCUUACACCUUCAAAGUUCCACCAGGGUGGGAUGAGGUUCCUGUAUCGAUUGCCGAUCUCGGUGGCACGGAGAUUGAUUUGAGAUUCGCGAGCUCGAAAGAAGGCCGCUUAUUCGUUAUUGUAGCUCCUGUUCUUAGAUUUGCAGAUCUCGAAGGGGAGGUGACAAUCGAAAUGAUCGGGACGCCGGAGAAGGUGAUCAACGCUUUCGGCCCCGAAGUUAUCGGCGAAAAUGUGGAAGGCAAAGUUCUAACUGCAGAGACAGUGGAACACUCAGGAAGGACUUACUACCAGUUUGAGUUGGAGCCUCCUCAUGUCCUGAUCACCGCGACGGCCGCAGGGAAUCGACUCUACUUGUUCAGCGUAACCGCGAGCGGUUUGCAGUGGAAGAGACAUUAUAAAGAUUUGAAGGAAAUCGCAGACUCCUUCCGAGUCGUUUAGAAGUUUAAAUGGGAGAGUUUCUGAACAUUACUGGAAAAAGAGAUUAUAUUAUAUCCAAGAUUACACAGAUACAAAUAUUAGCAUCUUUCUGAAGCAGUUGAAUGUGAUAUGAUUGAUUCAAUAUUUGAUGUUGAAUGUUAAGCAUUUGAGAGAGAUUUUACUGUAGGAAUUUCUGAAAUUAUACAAACCUUAUUCUUUGUUCUGUUAGUUG